GUAUUUUUUCGUAGGUUUUUGACUUGACACCUUUACACACUUUGAGAGGACGUGAAAAAGAAAAGAAAAUAUGAACCAAGCUCUAGUACUGUCGUCAAGUUUCGUCUGCCAUUGAGAGAUUUGUUGGAAAGGCUUUGCAAAGCAUCACGACCCGAGGGAAAGAAAAAACCGACUUAAACCACCAGAGUUGCAUGUAGCAAAACUAAAAACCAAAGCAGGAAAUACUGGAUAAAAUUUUGAAUUCACAAUUUUGAAGAAACCUAAUCAACAACCAAUAGUGGAGCGUGAUAUAUUGCAAAGCGUGAUAAGAUUCAUCUGUGGGAUAAAAAAACGUGAACUACACAACAAACCGUGGCACGACGAGCGCAAUAAAAGAAACUCUAAAUCUCCCAAAAACCCUAACUAUCAACCAAGUUGCUACGAAUAAGAUCUUGUGCCAUCAUCUUGAGGAGUUUAAGUGAAUUUUGAAGAAGUUUUUAUCGAUAUACAAGUUUGUCCACACCACGACUUUCACUUCGUGGGAAAUUACGGUAUCAAGAAGUCGGGCGUCGAAAACUACAAAACCAACUCCGUUUCCAGCCAACAGAACACCAGGUGUACGAGGACAUCAUCGAUCUCUCGGCGGAUUUUGUUGACAAGAACAUCUAGUACUCCGCUGCAAAUUUGAAUCCGUGCCGUCGUGGUCCUCACCAGAGCUUCUUCACAUCGAACCGGAGACCAACGUUAAUAUCCGUGUGACCUCAUCGGACCAGCACACGAAAUGGAUUCCCUCGCGGGUUUCUUGCAGGAUUCGCUGACCAGCGCCCCAUCCGCAACGAGCAGCGGCGACAUGUCCGGCUUGGAGGACCUGCUGUUCGGCAGCGGCGGCAAGGGGAACAAUCAUGCGCAAAACGCCGGAGGGCCGCAUCAGAUUGGGGGUCCCCAUGGUGGAAACCACCACGGAAACAACAACGCCCACCCGUCUGCUGGUGCGUCCUCCGACCACGACCUGGCGUCCAUGUUUCUGAACGGCGACUGGUCGGGAAACGGGUCCGGGUCUGGAAACUCAAACUCGUUUUGGGAAAGCCUGGGGUUGAUGUACUUGCUUUUUAUAAAUGUUUAUCUGAUUAUUUUUUGCAAGAAAAAAAUCUUCGCAUGGUGCUGUUGCGGGUGCAUAACACAGAGCAUGUGUUUCCACUGCAUGGUGUGCAUGACAGACAGUAAUGGAUGAUUUUACAACUGUUUAUAGUAUCGCCAAAUUUUUCAUUCAAAACACCAGGGGCAGCGACUCCGGUAGCAGUUCGGCGCACAACAGUUACAACAACGCGGGCGACAAUUCGCACCACAACCCGCAUCCCAACGGCAGGUACCACCAGGGGCCGCAGCACCACCAGCCGAACCACCACAACAACCAGCGCAACUGGAACAACAACAUGUCGGACUUUCACAACAACAAGCCGGCCUUGCCAGCCGUGUCCUCGACCCUGACCGCUUUGCUGGGCAGUUUGAACAACGCGCAGAACAACGCGCAAAACAACAAGUCGCGGGAUCGCGUCGAGCAGCUGAUGGUGUUGCGUCGGGUGGAAGACUCCAUGCGCAAGGGCGGAGCCACCGAUGAGCAGAUCGCGUCCGCAUUGGAGGCCAUGUUGUGGAAGGAUUUAGGUAUAGAUGGUUUCCUAUUUGACUUUAGUUUUGAUGUGUAUUGAUCAUGAGUAGAUAUUGAUGAUGUGAAUACGAUUAAUCGCGCGCCGGCCCUGCGAAAAGCAAAAUGUUGUCACGUAGUGUUUUUAUCUCGCGACGAGCCUGCCCGCUUUCAUUUUCUACGGCGCUUUUCGACGCUAUGAGGCAGCUUCUUUGUUUUCUGGCGCCAAGGAGAUAGAUACAGCAACGCGCCCAUAGUAGGUUGUGUUCCUUCUCGUCGCGCGUUGCUGUAGCACUUCUUUUUAAAAGAUCUUCCUGCGCCUUUUUAGUUGUUUUUCCCAGUAUGAAAAUUGUCGCUCCAUGUGUUCACUUGCUUCCGCGUAAAAUAAACUGUACUGCCCUUCAUAGAAGACCGCCAUCUCUAAUUUAAGCGCACUGCAUCUCGAAACGAGGACAAUAUAUAAAACUACGCACGGUUGAAAAUACCUCCAAAGUGCUAUCGACGAGAGAUAUGUAUUCAUUGACAAUCAAGGAUCGACUUAGUGUGUCACUCGCCAUACAGCCCUGUUUUCUCGAUUUUAGUGUGUUGUCUUUAAAGGUCAAAAUACACUUUGGCUCGCGGAGAGUAACUACGGCAUUUUCCUUAAUUUAGUCAGAUCGAGUAGAUUGUUUUUGAAAUGAUCGAAAUAAAGAACGCAGAAGUUGAUUUUCAUCUUCAGCGCUCUUUCCGGAUGUUCUUCUGUAGCAGACUAAAAGUCGCUCGUUCGGAUAAAAACAGCACUCUCUUUGACGUUUCUUUUGUUUCCCACAUCUUUUCAUUUUUUCGUCUUUUGGUAUUGAAACUGUUUCGCACUGUUAAAACGAUGUAGCAGUGAAGGAGUGAAACUCGUCAAAGUCACGUAGUUUUAGAACUGACAGAUUGAUAAUUUUGUCUCGAGAAGAACCGGCAGCACCAGCUUCGGUGUCCUCUUAAGUAAUUACCCUUUGAAGUAUUCGUAUUCCAGCCUUUUGCUCGCUCUCGCUUCCAGUUGCUGUCUUUGUAGCAAUUGUGAGAGUUCUUUUUGUCGUCCUCGCUAUUUCAUCUUUUUGGGCAUAACACCGGCCCGAAAAAAACCCGAGAGUACUGCUGUUUUCUCGCGUUCAAUAAAUAUUGUACAUUCAUCAGCAUCUCGCCGUAGAAGUAAGUUUCCGCACGACAAAUUGGAAAGCGAAAAUCGCAUUAUCGAAAGCAGAGUGUACACGAGUUGCUUCGUCAGACACCGUGACUGAAUAGUACACACGACGCUGAGUUGUUUCAUUGCGCCCAUCAAUUAUACGCGACCCUCGUCGAGAAUACUCUUGUGCUUCUCGGCCGCGUUUUACGUAAAAAUUAUCGUACCUUUCUACCCAAUUUUUCAUCCUUGAAAUGUUUUUCUUCAACUGGAAAGGCGCCAUGAAGGGCGGCGGCUACGGCCCGGACCGCGGCGGACCGCGCGGCAUGAUGGGGAGCCACCGCGGCGGCUACCACAACGGCCCGUACGGUAUGGAUUCCGGGGACCGCUGGGGCUCCGGCCCGACCUGCCCGCCCGCGGACGUGGCCAUCCCGGGGACCGACCGUCACUGCUACACCUGCGCGCGCACCUUUGACUACCGCAGAACGCACUGCGACUCGUGCCGAGCGCCGUUGUCAGUCGUGGACUCGAAGCAGAACAACUGGGAAUGCCGUAUUUGAUGUGACAUAAUUUUUGCAAUAAAAUUUGUGAUGCAUAAAACUGAUGAUGAUGUUCAUUAUUUGUGAUGCAUAAAGGACUGUUCUCAUGCUGUGCAAAAAAACACGACCCCGAAUCAAAUUACAGCCUGCGGUCAGCCGAACUGGUUGUGGCGCAAGACGUGCCGGCGGUGCUUGAAGCCCAGAGCACAGGGUGAGGAGAGGCUCGACCGUCCGCCAGCGCCGGCCGAGGUCAUCGUGAUCAAGAAGGAAGAGUUGCAACAGGUCGCGAGGUAUGGAUUGCAAAAGCAGCGCACUGCUCGUACUGGUUAUACGAUAUUUAUUUUGCAUAGCAGAUUGUUCCAUCUCGUGCCUUUUACUUACUACCCAAAACUGCAUGUGACUUUUGUUUGUCAUGCUAGUUUACGCUAGAGGCGUUGCUUUUGCAAUGCAUACCUUGAAGCUGGACGAGCGGCCGAUCUGGAAUAUGGAGAUGAAAUUGCACAAACCUGAGGCUUGGGAACGCAACCAUCUUAAACGCAUUUUAGAAAUCCUGGAAUGCUUCUGUUUUCGGCAUGAAUUCACUCCGGACAACAAAUGAUCUAUGCGACGUUCCUCUAACGUGAAAGUGAAAAGUAAGAUACUUCUCUGCGGAAAGAUUUGAUUGUGCCUGUACGUAGUGCCACUUGCAGAAUCAUUUCACCACAAGCAUGAGGUCUAAUUCAGGAGGUGCGUUGCCAAGCCUGAAUCUUCCAGUAGCAUAAAAUACCACAACGUACCGAAGACUACCCCGGCCAAGCGGGCAAUCAUGAAGCCACCACCGCAGGUCCUGCCGCCGCCGAGCAAGAGCAAGGUAUAAAGUGCAUGCGCAAGUUGUCAGUGUGUGUUUUUUCUGCAUGACAGAUCCUAAUAUGCUUUUUGUGAAGCAUAAGAAGUUCUUCCAUGCAUCAUGUCAAAAUUAAACACAUCGCAUCAACAUCACCAAACAGGGUGGAGAGUCAUCGUCUAGUUGCAGUGCUAUCCAAUGAAAUGGAGGCAGGUAAAUCCGAGACAAGAGUUUGUCUUUUAUAUGCAUCUUCAUAAGCAUGAAAAGUAGAAGAUGUAGCACUUAGCCAUUUUUGGAUUAUAUGCAAGACAAAUUCUGGCUCGGAACUACCUUUAUUUCUUCAAGCCCAUACCUGCCGCCGAGGAUCCGGAAGUCCAGGAGGAGCUCCGAGCGUGGCUCACGGGUGCUGGGGACGGGCAGGAUGAGGGGAUGACGGCUGCUACGGACUGUGCCAGCAAGGAGGUAUCUGCGAGUGAGACCAGUCACCAGAUCAGCCCCCAGCAGAAGUAUGGAAUAAAGUGAUGGAGUUGUUUCUAGUUCUUCCGAUCAAGUUUGCCAUGGACCGGAUACUUGUUCUUGCAUAGGGGACGAGAUUUUUUAAGUCACCGUAUAAAUAUGCAAUUUAAGUAAAUUUAUUUUUGCGCAUGUAGUGCUACUUGUACUUGGAAAACUUGACGGAACUAGAGGCUCUUCGUCUUUGCCUGUGAUGACAAACAGGAUUCCGUGUGCGGACACAGUUCCAGAAGCUGUAUAAAAAUUUUCACAUGAUUUGAUGUUUGGUGUUGUUGCAUGAACAUUUAAUUUUUUGACUUCUCCAUGACAGAGUCAGUCUCAUAGUGAUGCUCUUCAUGCUCUACGCCUGAGAGAGAGAAAAAAUGAAAAAUGACUCUCAACAGCCACGGAGGGGAAGCAGGAGGCGAGCUCACCGGAGUUGACAAAGGAAGUGGAUGUGGGGGAGGUAUGUAGUGCAAAAAUCGUAUCAAAACAAGACCUCUUGUAUUAUGUGCAUGAGCAGCUGCAGCACGAUAUGUCUUUGUCAUGCGAUAGCGACUAAGGUCAUGCGAAGAAGGAUAUGCAAGGUGCAAUACAAAGGUCGUGACCAUGAUGACGCGAUUUUUCCUUUCCAUACUAGCUGUGAAGAAGUUGCCAUCAAGUGGUUAAGAUUUUUUCGCAGAAGAGUAUCACCUGGAAACACUUUGGGACUUGUGCUUCGUCGACCAUAUUGGUAGUGAGGUAUUCAUCAUCUUCUUGCGCUCCUACUAGGAGUAGGAAAUAAAACACCUUCUGGCAGAUGAAGAAGAUGAAUAGUGUAGCCCAAUAUGGGAAGAUGAGUUGCAAGGAAGUUUUUCCGGUUGAUAACGCGCAGGAAAAGAAGUGAAAAACUGAUGAAAACUUGAUACUGCUAGUACACACUUUGGAUUUUUGAUAACACACUUUAUUCCCUUGUUUGAACAAAAUUAAAACCAAUUCCAAUCUAUUACAGCAACUUCACAGCAAUUUUCAACAAGAAAAAGACAACACUCAAUGACAGUUUGAAGAAAAUAAACCACAGCUUACAGCAAAAGUAAAAACAUCCUACUUCAAAUUUUAUCCUUUAGUCAACAAAAAUCCACUUCUAAUCGGGCUGUUAUCUCAACUUACUUUCUUUGGUCACUCUCGAGCACCACGACCCCUUGCAGAAGAGGAGGAGGCACUUAUUACUAGGGCAUCUUCGAGUCACAUCUCGAGAAUGUGCAAGAUAAAAGAACUUUUCUAGAGAACUAGGUGAUAGUUGGGUUUAGUUUACCGGGAGUUUUAGUUUCAAUUUUCUUGUGCUUCUAUCGAACUACAAUUCGUGUGACGAAAGAACAGAGUCAGGCGAGGUUUCCCGCUCGGCGCAACGACAUAUUUCCAGCACCGUCGCUAGUAAUCUUGUUUUGAUAUGGCGCACCGGUACUAAAAAUGUUGACUGUAUUCCCAAGGAGGUGCGUGCGAUUGCGAACUUCGCAUCGUAACGCUUGGGCUUGUCACAUUUAUUCAGAGAGCUUCUUUCCACUAUUGUGAUUUUAUUUACACAUUACAGAUUGAGAUUUUACAGCAAUUACAAAAGUUACCGAGUGUCAGUUUUUACAAUCUAUAGCAUUUCACCAGGUUUCAGUUAUUUUACUUUCAAAUUUUACACAUCAGAAAAGCAGAAUGUCACCAAAUUUUACAAUUUUUAGCUAACACCUCCAAAAGCUUAUGCUAUCUUGAGAAUACAACUUUUGUCUGCGAAAUCACUUUGUUGUGCGAUUUUGACCACUCGAUUGUUUAUUGUUUCUCUUGACAAGAACCAGAUUUGUUACCCUUUAUGAGUUUUUCUAGAAAAACGAAAUCUAAUUACCACCAGUCGCGAACUUUGCUUUUUUUCACCACCUAUCUCAACAACAGACUAGAACCAAUACUCCGCUUGAUGCUAUCCAACUGAUUUUUUUUUUAGACCGAUACAGAUACGAACAAAUAUUGAAUUUGAGUUUCUUGCAAAUAUUGAAUUUCGCACGACCGGAUUGACAAAUCAAUACCCAAGUGCGCCGAGCCAGAAUGGAAAAUGAUAAAGCGAUGAAUAUAUUGCGAGUAACACAACUACUAUCAAGCAGAGCAGCAAUAAACAAUAAAACAGCAGGAGGUUUCAUGGGUCUCUUUUAGUGCAGACAGGUGCCUAAUCAGCAACGCAGCUUCAUCGUCAUGCGAUAACGGAGUACAUCACUAUACUUGUUGAGGUGGGCUUGACUCUGUUUCACCCUACAAUACCAUCGCCGAACUACUCUAAUUUGGUUCUAAUUAUUUAUUCGCGGGCCGAUAUUACAACUAGACAGCUCCUUGCCGCAAAUAUGCUCGCUCUACUGUGCCAGUCCAUUAUCAAUCCACAAGCGAAGAAGUAGUUCGGGCGACACCAAGCGCCGUCAGACAGAGCAAUGAUUACUACUUUCUUAUUGGAGAAAAAAGUAAGUAUCAUUACUAUCGUCCGGUGUUAAAACGAGACUGUCACGCAACGCAAGAUAAAUUAUCCAUCUCUACUUCAGUAGCAUCACCUCUGCGACUACUAACCACUGUGGCUAAUGAGAAAAAUGGGUAUGCAUCAAUACGCUUGCAGUUUCGGACGAGACAUCAAAACCAAUGAAAAUCAUGUUUCAGCACAUAUAUGAUGAAACAACGUGAUCUCACUUUUACAAAAACGCAGGGUUUCAUCGAUCACAAUUAUUGGGAGGGCAAGGAUUGUUAUGGAUUUGACGAGCACAGGACUCUACUGCGAUCCAUUUGGUUGAAAGAGAAGUCGCAAUUUGAAUUGCCGCUGUUGUUGACUGAAAAAAAUUUGAAUCGUACGACAAGUGUACUAGUUUCUAGAACUUUUUUCUCACCUUUUUAUCCCG
Molecule: messenger RNA, 7522 nt
Organism: Amoebophrya sp. A120
Lineage: Eukaryota; Dinophyceae; Syndiniales; Amoebophryaceae
Source: the annotation of a GenBank genome assembly